CUAGCAUUGGUUGCUGCUGCCAAAACGCGCUCUGAGCCGUCAAACGCCAGCGCUGGCCGCUUCUAUACUGGCCACGGUAUCCACAGGACUCCUCGUUGCAGUGGGCAGCGGCGCACACAAUUAACCGCAUUCUCAGACCCAGCCAGCGCUACACUGCCCAGCUUCAGCAAGGCAGAGAAAAAUCACCCAUGGCGCGGCGCCGCCAGCGGUGGACCCUCGCCGCGCUCCUCUUGCAGCCCGCCAGCGGCUUUUACGCGCUCUCCCGACAUAACGCCAGGACAGUGCUGCGGAGCUCGUCGUCGGACCCCGCGGCGGACGACGACACGCCCGUCCCCGUGCAAAAGGCCCUCGCGGCGAUGACGGCCUUCAGCAACCGCUACGUCAAAGUGUCGGGGACCAAAUACUGCUCGGAACCUUCUGUCCCUGCGGUCGUCAUCCGCGGCCUGGCCGAACACAAGGCAGCCUUGGGCGCGCCGCUCUGCCCCUGCCGCAACUACGUCGACAAGGAGGCGGAAGCGAAGUCGGGGUAUUGGAACUGCCCCUGCGUGCCCAUGCGCGAGCCGGCGUGGACAUCAAACAGAGUUAGGUUAUCUCGCCAUCGAGCGGACGCAGAAUGGAUGCAACCUCGCGUCGAUGGCGUGGAAGCUCCACGCCAUCGAGCAGAUGCAGUACGGGGACGACGUCGCGUCGAUGGCGUGGGGCGCCCGAAAUUUGAUAUCCACACAGGCGCGAGCGCCACGAGUGCCACUGCAUGCUCUUCCUGCCCGAGGAGCACGGCUUCGCGGGCG
This is a messenger RNA of Pelagomonas calceolata, 788 nucleotides long. Lineage: Eukaryota; Pelagophyceae; Pelagomonadales; Pelagomonadaceae. The record is from the annotation of a GenBank genome assembly.